This is a messenger RNA of Penicillium canariense, 1812 nucleotides long. Its product is annotated as Major facilitator superfamily domain general substrate transporter. Lineage: Eukaryota; Fungi; Ascomycota; Eurotiomycetes; Eurotiales; Aspergillaceae. Gene Ontology annotation, biological process: transmembrane transport. The record is from RefSeq and is a predicted model, not a curated record. Gene Ontology annotation, molecular function: transmembrane transporter activity. The coding region runs from base 1 to 1812 and encodes 603 amino acids. The transcript has 4 exons.
AUGGGUGCUCGACCGGUGAUCCGAAGAGCAUGCACAGUUUUCUGCCGUAUAUCGAGAGAAGAGGCUGGGAGCGACCACAACGAGCGGAGGACUACCCGGGAAGGAAAAAGCCAAGCAGAUGCAGAUGCCGAAGAUGUCAGCCCAACCCAUAGUAACUCCAAGGAGCGUGGGGAAAUGCCGGAUGAAACUACCCAGUAUGGUGUUCAAGAUGUCGAGGCCGUGACUAUUACUUGGUCGAGGGGUACACUGAUCGCAGUAUUUAUCAAUAUCUGGUUCUUAUACUUUGUGAAUGCAUUUCAAAUCACGGUCACUGCCACCCUGAAUCCUUAUGUGACAAGUUCAUUCAAAGCGCAUUCGCUGGCAGCGGUCCCCACUGCUCUGGGAGAUGCCUUUGCAGCUGCUAGCUAUCUUCCUAUGGCAAAAAUGAUGGACGUGUGGGGUCGUGCAGAAGGUUUCCUCUUGAUGGCUAUCUUCGCUACCAUCGGGCUGGUUCUGAUGGCAGCGUGCAAUAGCUUUGAAACCUACUGCGCCGCAAACGUCUUCUACUACACCGGCUUCUACGGCAUGGAAUACGCAAUCGAUGUCGUGACAGCCGAUGUUUCGACUCUCCAGAAUCGUGCCUUCGCUUACGCGUUUACCUCCUCUCCGUACAUCAUCACGGCUUUUGCGGGCCCAAAAGUAGCGAGCGAGUUCUACAGUCAAGUCUCCUGGCGAUGGGGCUUUGGUUGCUGGGCGAUCAUGAUCCCCCUCGCCGCUGCGCCUCUGUAUACCAUGCUGAAGUACAACCUGCAUAAGGCCGAGAGAGAAGGCUACCGAAUUAGGAGACCGAGUGGUCGCACUAUUUCGGAAAGCAUUUGGCAUUGGAUAUUAGAGUUUGAUCUAUUUGGAGUUUUCAUAUUCACUGCUGGUCUUGUCCUAUUCGAGCUUCCCUUCGAUAUCGCUAAUUACGCCCCGAAAAGCUGGGCUUCUGGUUAUAUUAUUGCCAUGCUUGUCGCUGGAAUUGUCAUGCUUUUCGUCUUUGCGACAUGGGAAAAGUGGUUCGCCCCUGUGCCUCUGUUCGAAUAUCGACUACUUUCCAAUAGAACGGUUGUCGGGGCAAUUCUCUUAGAUGCAACCUACCAACUCUCGAACUACUGCUGGAGUUACUACUUUACGUCCUGGUUGCAAGUCAACAACGACCUGUCUAUUACCACCUCGAACUAUGUCGUCAACAUUUUCGACAUGGUCUCUGGUGUGCUCUUCCUGGUUACCGGUUGGCUUAUCCGCAGGGUUGGCCGCUUUAAGUGGACCCUUUACAUCGCUGUUCCGCUCUACAUAUUCACACAGGGGUUGAUGAUCUACUUCCGGGAGCCGAACAUGAAUAUUGGCUACCAGGUGAUGUGUCAGGUAUUCCUCGCUAUCAGUGGUUCAACCUUCAUUCUUGUUGAGCAAGUUGCUAUUCUAGCUGCGGUCGACCACCAGCAUGUCGCAACCGCACUGGCCCUGUUGAACGUGGUUGGCACUAUCGGGGACUCUGCAGGGCUCACGAUCUCCACUGCCAUCUGGCAGAACACCUACCUCAAGGCUCUUCGGCGAUAUCUUCCGCAAUCAGCCAUGCCAAACUUGGCCAACAUCUAUGAGGAUCUGAAUACUCAACGGAGCUAUCCUGUUGGAAGUCCUACUAGACUGGCUAUCCAGAAAGCAUAUGCCUACUCCGAGCUUAGGCUGCUUGCUGUUGGCUGUGGCGUUGUAGCUCUGGCAAUCCCUUGGACAAUGUUGAUGAAAGAUAUCAAUCUGAAGAAGAAGAAGCAGGUCAAGGGAACGGUUUUCUAG